AUGGGAAAGAAAAGGAAGAAAAAAGGAAUCUGGACGAACCUCAGAGCAGAGACUAAUGAAGCGAUGAUAUUCAGAAUAAAACCUAAAGGAUGGACUGGUGCUCGUCGUGGAACUGCAGAUGUACUCGUCUCUGGAGAUUCGUUGCGAGCGCAGAGAAAUGAGAAUCUGUCGUUGAACAUGAGCAUGAUGAAUCUGGAAAGAGUUGCAUAA
Molecule: messenger RNA, 210 nt
Organism: Caenorhabditis remanei
Lineage: Eukaryota; Metazoa; Nematoda; Chromadorea; Rhabditida; Rhabditidae
Exons: 2
Coding region: 1-210 (69 amino acids)
Source: RefSeq, a predicted model, not a curated record